Messenger RNA from Seminavis robusta, 1807 nucleotides. Lineage: Eukaryota; Bacillariophyta; Bacillariophyceae; Naviculales; Naviculaceae. The record is from the annotation of a GenBank genome assembly.
ACUCCAUUCACCAAAAGUCAAAAAGUACUACUCGUGAUCUAACGCUGGUUGGAGUUCGGCGGCAUGAAGCCUCCACUUUUUGCUUGUUAUUCAAUUCAAGCCAAACAGCAAACCGCACGACCUUCCGAGAGCCAACCCUUGUGGAGACGGUUCAAGGAGCUUCACCAGUGAACUCCCUCACAAAAAGCAAACAAAACAAACAACAACAAGCAAACAUCAAACCUUAUAAGAACCAACAAAAAUGGAACCACGUAGAGUUAUGAGAUCCAUCUCACGAUCCUUGAAAGGAAGACGUACUCGAACAGUGGACCUGAAAACGUUCGAAGCAGAAGAAGCGUCACGGCAACCAAGAAACAAGGGCAAAGAUAUUCCAAGCGCCAUCCAUUUAACUCCCAAUUCCAGUCAUGCGGUAGCUCAGUUUCGUCCAGAUGAAAUCCUGACGGGCAACAAACUUCCUUUGGAGGAUACAGAACGCCACGGUAAGGCCAACUGCAAAAGUCGGCCAAACUUUCGAUUCCACGAUGUCCUGGCCAUUCGCGAGAUGCACAAUAUGACAGUAGAUCACACGGAAAGCAUGUCUUGUAGCGAGCAUGAUGAUGACAGUGUGCUUCGCGAACGUCAUCAUCACGACGACGAUACGCUAAAGACGGCACGGGACAUGGUGCGACUGCAGGCAGCCGAGCUAGCCCCGGGACAGUCGCAAGAUGGCAACAAGAUCUUGGCCACAAAAAAGCCACUCCACAAAUACAUGAUCAAACGAGUGUAUCGACACAAGUCCAGUCCACAACAGCAAGUGCAGGCGCUGAAACACUUGGUACAAGAAACCACUAUUUUACAGCAAUUCACCAGCCACGGGCACCACAACCUCAUCACACUACGAGGCACCCCCAUGGAGGAGGACUACGGUAAUUGGAAAACCUACUUUGUCAUGACGGAUCGGAUAUCGGAAACUCUAGCCCAGAGAAUGCAUCGGUGGAGGAAGGAAGCGGCCGCCCCGAAGCCCAAAGGCAGGUUCUUUCCGUAUCGCACUUCCAGCAGAAAGACAUCUCCCAUGAGCACUGCACUUGCGUUGGAUCCAUCCAAUCCUCGCUUCCGACAAAAGCUAGUGUAUGCACAAAACUUGGCUAGUGUCUUGGCAUUUCUGCAUUCCAAACACAUUGUGGUCCGCAAUCUACAUCCCGAGUCGAUUGGAUUCUUGGCGUCGGACGAUACCUUGCAGCUGAUGGACCUGGGACAAGCCAUGGAAAUUCGUCACAACACGGACAAACACGGCAACCCUAAUCAGAAUCUCCAUCACAACGUUUCCAGAGCAGCGGGAACUCUUCUGCAUCAACAACUUGAGCUCUCCCUGUUUCAAAUGACACCUGGUCAAGGUGUCUACCGCUACAUGGCGCCAGAACUACUGACAACCAUUCAUCCCUCAGACGAGGACAGCACUCCAGCUUCUAGGAAGAACCUUCCGUAUGGCUACAAAGUAGACUCGUAUAGCUGGGCAAUGAUCUGUUUUGAGCUCUUGACACUGUCAACUCCCUUUGCCGUCAUGAAGGCGGGUCAGCACUUGCGACAGGUUUGCUUGCAUCGGCCCGGAGCCCGUCCUCAUCUGGAACUCUUGGGGUUGCCACAGCAUUUGGAACAUUUGUUGCAGCGAUCAUGGCACGAUCAUCCGGAACGACGUCCGGCAAUGUCAAAGAUUGACGAAACCUUGCUAAGGUAUCUUCAGUGAAUGAAUGAACUGGAGGAGCUAGAAACCUCUAUCCGGUACAUACUAAAGUAGGCUUUGAAAACAAGCUAUAGUUCUGCCUCAAUC